Molecule: messenger RNA, 609 nt
Organism: Ilex paraguariensis (yerba mate)
Lineage: Eukaryota; Viridiplantae; Streptophyta; Magnoliopsida; Aquifoliales; Aquifoliaceae
Source: the annotation of a GenBank genome assembly
AUGACAACACGAAAAAAAGGAGGGGAUGGCUCAGGCGACGUUCUCGGUGGCACCUCAAGUCCGAGUGAUUCCUUAGGUUAUGUGAAAUAUGGUGGCAGAAGCAUAGGGGGCGAUGCCUCCCAUCUUUUACAAGUGGGUGGUGCUAGUUGUAGGGAAGGUGAACCCUCGUGUAGCGUGCAAGAAGACGGCGCCUAUGGCGCUGGGCUGGAUGGAGACUCCUCAGUUGCUGGGUUUGGCGAUGCCCCAUCAGUUGAGCCCGACCUGGAUGGGCUGGACAGUGAAUCUAGCCUCGACUCCAGGCGACCAGGCGUUGGCCUAGGCAACCUCGGGCUGCAUACUCAACCAAGUGAUGCCAGACACUCCCUUAGGCUAGCGGAAGAUGGAAGGCCACAUCCUAGGGUGCUAGGAAGUGGUGCUUUGUACACUAGCAAUGUGGUCGGGGGUUUCCUAGGCAAGACAAACGAAGGCGAAGUAAGCGAUGCCUUGGGUUGCGCACAGGCAGGCGGUGCCCCAAGUUUGAUGAGUAGCAACGGUGAACCUGAUAGCCAACUAGUCGGUAUUGGAGCAAAAGAGAGAGGAGUCGAAUGCAUAGGCGACACCUUUGUGUGA